GGCUGCACCAACAUGCGGCUGCGUGUGAUGUAACAGAUAACUCCUAACUGGCCGAUAACACCAACAGGCGACGCUCAGAUGACACGGUGUUUACAUCAUGCAGAGGGGCUUCCAGCUGGGAUUGCUGCUUCUGGUGGUCCAGCUGUUCCAGGAGGGUCUCGGGAACAUCCCUGCAGUCACCCUGGCUGUCCUGGGAUUCAAUGUGUAUCUUUAUGUGUUCCCUGCUGCUCCAAUGAUGGAGGCCUGUGUGAGCCUCCAGCGUGUGUACAGGAAUAAAGAGUGGCAUCGCCUCUUCCUGUCCCCCCUGCACCAUGUGGAUGAUUGGCACCUCUACUUCAAUAUGGUGUCCUUCAUCUGGAAAGGUAUCAGGCUGGAGCGUUGUCUGGGGGCAGCCUGGUUCCUAUACCUGCUGUCAGUCUUCUCUCUGCUCUCCGGACUCGUCUAUCUGCUGCUACAGGCAGCACUGACAAAACUCAUCGAGGACUCUGAUCCGUUGAUGACAUUAACAGAGGAGUGUGCUGUCGGCUUUUCAGGUGUCCUGUUCGCUCUGAAGGUGGUCAGUAACCAUUACAACCCCGGUGGGGUGACCUUCGUGUUGUAUAUGCGUGUGACCAAUCGCUUCGCCAGCUGGGUGGAGCUAGUGCUGAUCUAUCUCAUUUCUCCCGGGACCUCUUUGGUUGGCCACCUGGCAGGUAUUCUGGUGGGUCUGCUCUACACUUGGGGUCCACUGAAGGCCAUCAUGAAGACAUGUGCAGAGUUGGUGUCUCCAGAUGGAAAUAGUCCACGACCGAGUUCAUUCUUCAGCUCUUCAGGUUAUAGCGGGACAAGACAAGAACACUCAGAAGAUCCACAGCAUGCGGAAGAUCAUAUUGCAGGUGAUGCAUCUGCAUACACAGAAUCUUAUAUCGCAGGACUGACGGAGGAAGAGCAGAUAGAAAUGGCGAUCAGAAAAAGCCUGAAUGACAAAGGACAAAGCAGGCAGAGGCAAACUGAGCACCCCACUGAGGAGGAGCAUGCUGAAGAUCAAACUGCAGAUGAUGCAUCUGAAUACACAGAAUCUUAUAUCGCAGGACUGACUGAGGAAGAGCAGAUUGAAAUGGCGAUCAGAAAAAGCCUGAAUGAUGGAGGCAAAAGCAGGCAGAGGGAAACUGAACACCUCACUGAGGAGGAGGUGAGCCAAGAGGAGCUCAGGAGCAGAAGAUUGAGGAGGUUUAAACACGAUGUUUCCAGCCAGAGGAGGAGAAGAUUAUAAUGACAGGAUGAGAAUCUCAUCUCUCUUUUUAUCUUGUUUAUUAAAAUGUUCUGUUAAAAAAAAAAAAACAAAGCCUAAAUUGGAGGGCAUUGCCAAUGUAAAAGACUUUAAACUGGCUAGUUGUGCCUCUCUUUACAUUCUAUUUUUGCACAAUAAAU
Plectropomus leopardus (leopard coralgrouper) is the source of this 1410-nucleotide messenger RNA. Lineage: Eukaryota; Metazoa; Chordata; Actinopteri; Perciformes; Serranidae. The record is from RefSeq and is a predicted model, not a curated record.